AUGACGGACGCAUCAGGGGAGUUGGCGAAGGUGGAGCGGCGAAGAAGGAAGGUGGAGGAAGAAUUGGAUAGUAUCAGGAGGAUAGAAGACAGCAUCAGAGAGAGGCAGAUACGUUACCUGGAGGGCCGUGAAACACCCGACGUAGAGACGCGAAUGGACGAAGUUGCAUUGAACCGUGGCCGGAUUUUGACGGAUGCACUGAGUCUAUUUGGGGGAACUAAAGUGAAUUUUGAACAGAGCAAGGUCGCGCGUAUAUUUAAGCGCUCUGAAAAAGUCAUCACAAAGGACGCCAUCGGCAUCCUCUUCAAGUGGUUAGACAACGCGGACGAAGCAGCAGCAGUGAGCUCGAGGAGCGCGAACCUGAACACGAUCUUGGGUACGCUGGCUGUCAUGAGCGGGCUCCGGAAGCAUAAGUGGGUUGAAUUAGCGGAGCUUGGACAGCAAGUUUAUGAAUCCACACCUCGAAGAAGAGAGCGGGAUGAAGAUAUUCCAGUUGAAGAACGAAACAAGUUCCUCAAACUCGUCGACGACUACCUGGUCAUCCUCGAGAGACUGCGGCGACUUCACUGGAAGGAAGUCGAAUACCUCGACGACUUCGGGCUCCAGUUGCAAAAUGGCAGUUUUCCCGACACUGAUGAGCUGCAAGAUUACAUGUACACCGUUCUGCUUGACCGCGUUAAAACAUUCGCGGGUCGGUACGGAUUCCACAACAGAAGUAUCACGCUGCUCGACCAGUAUCGGCGCUACUAUGUCGACUUCAGGGCCUCACCUCACAAGUGGGACACCACGGAUGCCUGGGAGCGGCUGAAGACGUCGACGUCCGAAUAUGACAACUAUAAGGCGUUCCUCUUCACGGAGGAGCUGGACAAAGGAGUGACUGCGGGAAUGUGGCCGAGUCAUGCGAUUGCAUUGUUUCUGUACUGA
Molecule: messenger RNA, 924 nt
Organism: Besnoitia besnoiti
Lineage: Eukaryota; Apicomplexa; Conoidasida; Eucoccidiorida; Sarcocystidae
Exons: 1
Coding region: 1-924 (307 amino acids)
Source: RefSeq, a predicted model, not a curated record